Messenger RNA from Phragmites australis (common reed), 806 nucleotides. RefSeq lists its product as uncharacterized. Bases 101 to 496 code for a protein of 131 amino acids. The record is from RefSeq and is a predicted model, not a curated record. Lineage: Eukaryota; Viridiplantae; Streptophyta; Magnoliopsida; Poales; Poaceae. The transcript has 2 exons.
AACGGCCUCCGGCAUCUCCCUCAACCAGUCCCCCGCAACCGGGCCAGCGCGCCGCACCUCCAUCGUCCCAACCCCAGCCACGCCGCCAUUGCCUAUCCUCAUGCCCCGGCCCCCGCCCCCGGGGCCAGGCAGCCCGUCCCCCUCUCAGAUCGGCCCAGCCACGAUGUCGCCUCCCCCCUUCCCCUCCCUCCGCCGCCACCCGGCCCUGUUCCCCUCUCAGAUCGGCCUAGCCACGACGCCGCCGUGCCAAGCCAACCUGCAACGCCUCGAGUCCAUGGCCUUCAGCGCCAUCUCCUUCAAGGAGCUCCUCAGCCACUGCGGCAAGGCGCUCAGCGUCUACGCGUGCCACGCCGACGCCAUCCAGACCCGCCUCGCCUCCUUCGGCUACGAGCCCCCCCGGUGGAGCCUGCGACAGAUGUGGAGGUGGAAGAUGGAGACGUCGGGGAGCUUAUGGGGCCUGGGAAUAGCUGCUUCGGUGGGUCAAGUUCAGUGCUGACAUCCAGUAGGGGGCGGUUCCAAGACGACGACACAUUAUAUCCUUCUCGUUGGGUUUGAUUUUGUUCCGACUAAUAGAUUUUUGGUUGCUUCUGGUGUGAACAUAUAAUACAACAUUCUAACUGAUGGAAUGAGUAGAUUCUGCAUCUCGAGAUGCGUCGGCUCCAAAUAGAGGCACUAGGUAACAAUGCUUCGAAUUGUAAGAGCUUGUUUCUUUAGAAGUUUGAGGAGCUAUUUAUACCUGAGACCUGAGAUAACUUAUUAUCUAUUUCUCUCAAAACUCUGUCACUAGCUGCUACUCUUCAUCACUA